This is a messenger RNA of Cyphomyrmex costatus, 1290 nucleotides long. RefSeq lists its product as uncharacterized. The coding region runs from base 1 to 1290 and encodes 429 amino acids. Gene Ontology annotation, cellular component: plasma membrane. Gene Ontology annotation, biological process: detection of chemical stimulus involved in sensory perception of smell; sensory perception of smell. The transcript has 6 exons. Gene Ontology annotation, molecular function: odorant binding; olfactory receptor activity. NCBI's taxonomy places the organism in Eukaryota, Metazoa, Arthropoda, Insecta, Hymenoptera, Formicidae. The record is from RefSeq and is a predicted model, not a curated record.
AUGGAUAUGAGUACGAUCAGUCGCGCGGUAAAAAUCGGUCUUCACGCCUACGGUAUCUGGCCCUAUCUACCGUCAACCAUUUUAUUCCGAUUGCUUUGUAUCGUGAUGUUUGGUACAGUUCAGUUUUUUCAAUAUCAAUACGUAGUGAUACACUUUUACAUCGACAAUUUCUCCGACUUGAUGGAUGGUGUGAGCAGUGCCAUGACAUAUAGUCUAUUUAUCAUCAAACUCAUUAUUUUGUGGGCGAAUCAACAAACAUUUUCUGACAUAUUGCAAAUGAUGGCCAUGGAUUGGAGGAACUGCGUUCUAACUGAUCGUAGUCUGCGCAUUACGACCAACAAAGCCAAACUCUCGCACCGCAUCUCGAGUUGGAUUAUUGGACUCCAAAUUGGUGCCAUAAUUUUGUACACCUGCGGCGUACUUUCUAUUAACACCGGUAAUAUUCAAAGAAUGAAUGUGUCCGCGCGGGAACACAUCUUGAAGCUGAAGCUGCCAUUCCAGAUUGACACGGUUCCUAUUUACAUGCUCGUUACGAUUCUCGAAUUUCUUAAUCUGGCGAUGUGUGGCUAUGGAACUUCCAUGAUAAAUUCAUUCAUUAUUACUUUGUCAAUGGAUGCACCUAACGGAGUAGUAAUUUUGGUGAAGUCAGUACUUUAUUACAUUGUGAUUAACCUCGAGGCAUUUGUAUAUUGUUUCGUCGGUGAAUAUUUGAACGUUAAGAGCAAAAUGAUCGGAGAUGCGGCUUACGAUUCUCUUUGGUACGACAUAACAACAAAAAAAAAACGAAUUAUAUUGCUCGUGAUUUUAAGAUCGCAAAAACGAUUAACCAUCACAAUUGGAAAAAUUAUGGAUCUCUCUUUGGACCGAUUUGCUAGUAUACUGCACAUUGGUGGUCAAAUUGAUAUCCUUUGCGAAUGGUUACUGAAAGGCUUUUCCAAAAAUAUGACGCAUACCGUGAACGGGAUAACGGUGAAAGCAUUGAUAACAAAGCAUCAACAGAUAAUCAUGUUUUCGGAGAAUAUUGAAAAUCUUUAUACGUACAUUGCGCUGAUGUUGUUUGUGUCAGACACUAUCAUUAUAUGCUGUCUAGGAUUCAUUAUUAUCACCAGCAAAAUGAUCGGAGAUGCGGCUUACGAUUCUCUUUGGUACGACAUCACAACCGAAAAAAAACGAAUUAUAUUGCUCGUGAUUUUAAGAUCGCAAAAACGAUUGACCAUCACAAUUGGAAAAAUUAUGGAUCUCUCUUUGGAACGAUUUGCUAGUGUAAGAUUCCUACGACAUAAAUUGUAA